AUGGAGAAGUCGAAAAACUUUCGGAUCGACGCCCUGUUAGCCGAAGAGCCGCCCCGGGCCGUGCCGAGCGCCUCGCCACCGAUCCUCGACCCCAGCUCCGCGGCCGAGAGUUCGGCGGGCAGCCCCACCCCCUGCCCCCGCGCCGAGACCCCCCCGCCACCCCUCCCCCGGCCCCACUCGGGCGCCCCGCCGCUGGCCAGCAGCAUCGUCCCCAAGCCGGGUCUGCUCCACCUGCAGCCGCCGGGGCCGGGCGCCCUGUCCCACGCCGGCAUCCCAGCCAUGUACGGGCACCCGGUCUACGCCUACCCGGCCUUGGGCGCCCACCACCCGGCUCUGUCGUACGGCGGCUUCCCGCAGCUGCCCCAGCCGCACCCCGAGCACCUGAAGGCGGCGGCGGCGGCGGCGGCGGCGGCGGCGGCCGGAUCCUUCCCGUUGGACCACUGGCUCCGGGCUCAAACCGCCGGCAUGAUGAUACCGAGACUACCCGACUACACCACUCAGCCCCAGUCAGGACUGAUGGGGAAAUGUCGUCGGCCACGGACUGCGUUCACCAGUCAACAGCUCCUGGAACUGGAAAACCAGUUCAAGCUCAACAAAUACCUGUCCAGGCCAAAACGUUUCGAAGUGGCCACAUCCCUCAUGCUGACAGAAACCCAGGUGAAGAUUUGGUUCCAGAACCGAAGGAUGAAGUGGAAGCGGAGCCGGAAAGCCAAGGAGCAGGCAGCACAGGAGGCUGAGAAGCAGCGAGCCGGGAAAUACUCGGACAAAGCAGCAGGGGGCGAGAGCAGGUCAGAGCCGGAGAGUGUGGACUUCAGCAACCACACCACAAACUUCCUCCAGUGCAGCACUGAACUGGGCUACACCUCCAACAGCUCCUGCUCGGAAGACGAAGUCACUCGGAAAGAGAUGAAAAUCGCGUCGGCUUUGUGA
Messenger RNA from Carcharodon carcharias (great white shark), 930 nucleotides. RefSeq names its product motor neuron and pancreas homeobox 2b (gene mnx2b). Gene Ontology annotation, biological process: spinal cord motor neuron cell fate specification; neuron projection morphogenesis; regulation of DNA-templated transcription. Gene Ontology annotation, cellular component: nucleus. The transcript is spliced from 3 exons. Lineage: Eukaryota; Metazoa; Chordata; Chondrichthyes; Lamniformes; Lamnidae. The record is from RefSeq and is a predicted model, not a curated record. Gene Ontology annotation, molecular function: sequence-specific double-stranded DNA binding; DNA-binding transcription factor activity, RNA polymerase II-specific. Bases 1 to 930 code for a protein of 309 amino acids.